GGGCUGGCCGGGCAGAGCAUCCCGGGGAUGCCCCGGGGAGCGGCUCCGCGGCUGCCGGAGCGCUCCUUUGUCACCCGCAUGCACCGCGCCGAGAGCCGCCGGGAAACGGGGAUUUGGGGGGUGACACAAAAGCACUGGGGCCCUGAUGGUCAGAGGACAUGCACAGACCUUCAGCUGGAGAAUGGUGUGUGGGGAAAAUCCAGCCCUACCAAGGAAUCUCUGCCUUCCCAAAACACAACAUUGAUUUCACCCAUAAUCAUUACACAGAUUGAUGAGGAUAAGUCCAGAGGAAACCAGCUCUCUCUGCCUAUGCAGGCCCUGAUCCCCCAGCCCAGAGCUUGUCACACAAAGCCAUCCUUGACUAACCAGGGCUCAGCCAUCGUUAGCAGAACAUUUUUGGUGCUUCCCAGCAGGUUAGAGAUUCAGGCAUCCUCAGAAGACUCCAUGUCACCAUCGGACUCUCCCAGUCCAAAGCGGUGUCCAAGGCAGCAGAGAGGCUUUGCCUCCAUCACUGUCACAGCCAGGCGUGUUCCUGUGGGCUCUGGAGACCUGGCACGUGGCCCUGGGGCUGGCCAGGAGCCCAGCACCGUGUCCCCCACGUCCAGCAAGGUCCCUGCUCUCCUCAAGCACUGGCCUCCCCCAGCCCGUGCCAACCAACCUCCUUUAAAGGUUUCCAAGUCUUGCUCAAACUUAGGUGAAGAACCCCAAAAGCAGCUUUUUGACCCUGGAAUCAAGGAGGAUGGCGUGGCUCUCCAAAGCAGUGAUAGGAGGGAGAAAAUUCCAGCUUCAUUCAUCUCCUGUGUCCAGCUCCAGGUGUCUGAGCCGUGUCCAAGCACCAUCUAUUAUUUGGACAAGUCACUCAGUGUGUGCAUUGAUCAACCUCCAGUUAAAUGCCAAAAAAUGUAUAGAUCCACGUUGUCCUUGAGCCUGAAGUGCAGUUUGUCCGGAUUAACAGCAGAUGGAGUAGAUGGCAUAGCUAAUGGAGAGCCCAUGGAGGAGAGAGCUCCAAGGAAGCUCCCGGGAGCGCACCGGGCUCCACUCAGAUCCCACCUGAGCGCAGACUUCACGGGAAAUAAGGUAAUUAAGGAGAAGAAAACAAAGGAAGGACAUUUGGGUCGUAAAUACCCUUUGCAAAGUGUCUUUGCCUCGGGACUUCCAGCGUUUGUGGAUAUUCCCAGAGAACCUCCCAAGGCAGCAGCAGCAAAGGAAGAGGAUGAGCAGCCUGGCAGCCACCACGCUGUGUUUUCCCUCCAAAUUCCUAAUUCGAGCAAUGAGGCAGGAACACCAAUGCUGUUGGGAAGCAGGAAGAGGAGCAGCACAACAACCCCUGGCUCCCUUCCAGAUGCAGCCCCCAGAGAAACCAUUGCUGCUGCUCCUGAUGGCUCAUCCAACUGGGCAGAUCCCUCCAAAGACACCUCCAAAUCCAAAGAGAUCCAAGCACAGGCUGUCCUGAAACCAAAAAUGUCCUUCUCCAGCAGCGUGUGCAACAUAACGGCGUCAUCAAGGAUCCUCUGGGAGGAAAAUGUUCAUGGGCAAAAGCAGCUCCUAAAAAGCAAUUCUGAAUCCCCGGCUCCGAGGGACAGAACGAAGGAGCUCGAGGCACAGGACCAGCGGGGAGGCAGGAGGGUGACACUGCCCACGGUGACACUGCCCACGGUGACACUGCCCACGGUGACACUGCCCAGGGCCCUCUCUCCAGGUGUGACCUGGGAGAAAAACCUGCUCACCUGGCCAGGAUCCAGCUCCCAGCUGGAGCAAACUCCAGCAGUCCCACGGACACUGCGGGAAGCCCUGGAGAUCCACAACCCUGAGUUCAUCUCCCGCUCCCAGAAGAGGCUGAGGAGGCUGGAGCUGAUGGUGCAGCUGAGGAGGGCCCAGCACAGGGAGGCUCCCCCAGGCACCCCCCGAGCUCUGGCUCCCAAGCUCUCCACCUCCACUUCCAGCAAGAAGAAGCAAUUCACCAUCCCUGACCCGCUCAGUGAUAACCUCUUCAAACCAAAGGAGAGAGUCAUUCCUGAGAAGGAGAUGCACAUGAGAUCUAAAAGGAUUUAUGACAAUUUACCUGAGGUUAAAAAGAAACAAGAGGAGAAACAGAAGCGGAUCAUCAUCCAGAGUAACAGGCUGCGUGUGGAGAUGUUUAAAAAGCAAUUACUGGACCAGCUCCUUCACAGAAACACAGAGUGACAAAGGAGCCUCUUUCUCAUCAUCCUAAUUGGAUCUUGAAUGCCUUUGACUUCUAGAUAAGCCAUAAAAUUAACUGUUAUCUCAAUUACCUGGAGGUAUUUUUCUUAUCUUGGCUCUUUAUAUAAAGAAAGAUCAUUUAUGUUUCAAUUGAAAUUUUAAGGCAACUUUCAAGUAAUCAAAAACAGCCUAAAAGGGAGCACAGCUGUCCCAGAGCAUCACCUUUUGGUCAUUUUACCCAGAGGAAAUGAUUUUAAGAAUUUUUAAUGCAAAUACUGCAUUACAGGGGUAUUAUUUAUCUUAAUCCUUUUUUUAAAAAGUACACUUCUCUGUAGCAAUAGCCCAGUGUUUAUAAGACGUGUAAAACUUAUUUCUCUGAAGUAUUUUCUUAAUUGAUUUCCUGUGAGUUAAAUCCUUGAAGAAAACUCUUAUUUGUUAUGUUUAGGAACCAGUUGAAAUAGCAUUACCACAUCAUCAGAGCAACAGCAGUUUCACAUUAAUACUUAACAUUCCAAAGGGGACCAAUAUUUCAACUUUCUGAAGAACUCCAUUCCUAUUCAUAGAGUGAAACAACCUAGCGAGCUCUCCCAUUAAAAAACAAUAUUUAAAUAUUUGUUUAUAACACUUUUUUUCACGUUUUUCAUUGUAACUUACGUUUUACUCCACUUCUGUGAGCACAAAGUGUUUCUAGAAAUGGCAGAUGAAGGAGUGGUGCCAAGAAGGAUGUUUGCAUCAAGACGUGCAGAACUCAAACCAGCUGUCACGUUUCCUCCAAAAAAAUAUUUAAAUCUUUAUUUGUACACGUUGGAAGUAAAAACAAGCAGCUCACAAACCAAUGGAGUUUAUUUAUGGAAUAAAGCAUGAGGAUAAUAUUGAUCCAAGUGCUGUGUUUUUAUUUGGUGCUGUUAAAUAAAACACAAUUAUUGAAACUGCC
Lonchura striata (white-rumped munia) is the source of this 3115-nucleotide messenger RNA. It is a transcript of the gene C6H10orf90, whose product is annotated as chromosome 6 C10orf90 homolog. NCBI's taxonomy places the organism in Eukaryota, Metazoa, Chordata, Aves, Passeriformes, Estrildidae. The record is from RefSeq and is a predicted model, not a curated record. Gene Ontology annotation, biological process: regulation of centriole replication. Gene Ontology annotation, molecular function: microtubule binding. Gene Ontology annotation, cellular component: cytosol; centrosome; centriole.